AUGAGACCCUAUCCAAGACGUUCAUUGACGAAUACAAAAAGAAUUUUUAAUGACAGAUUAUCCAGAGGUUGUAAGUCAGUGGAGUGUGCGUUUAGAAUGAUGGCAUCUAAAUUUAGAAUAUUGGAACGACCCAUCAAUUUUAAAACUGAAAAAAUUGAAAUAGUGAUAAAAGCUAUAUGCGUUUUGCAUAACUUGAUUCUAGUGCAUGAUGGUACGUACUCAAUUCCACAAGGAAUUCAGCAAGAUAAUAUCUAUUUGUUAUAUGAAGAUACUGAGGGAAAUAUAGAAAACAAUAGAACGAGACCUUCUUACUCAGCGAUGGAAAUAAGGGAAAGACUUUGCCAGUAUUUUGUGAAACCAUAA
Macrosiphum euphorbiae (potato aphid) is the source of this 363-nucleotide messenger RNA. The record is from the annotation of a GenBank genome assembly. Lineage: Eukaryota; Metazoa; Arthropoda; Insecta; Hemiptera; Aphididae.